Molecule: messenger RNA, 2143 nt
Organism: Drosophila ananassae
Lineage: Eukaryota; Metazoa; Arthropoda; Insecta; Diptera; Drosophilidae
Product: synaptic vesicle 2-related protein
Exons: 9
Coding region: 71-1507 (478 amino acids)
Biological process (GO): transmembrane transport
Cellular component (GO): membrane
Molecular function (GO): transmembrane transporter activity
Source: RefSeq, a predicted model, not a curated record
AAUUGAGCAUUUUAUCGUAAACAUUUCGAGUUUAUAUGUGUUUAAUGUAACAGACAAGGCUACUGGCGAAAUGUAUUACCUUAAUAACGAGACUGUGGCGGUGCCGUCAUCUGGAAACUACGCCCAAAGGGAGGUUCACUCCUCCACUCUAGAGCUAAAGACUGUAUCCAUAAAUCCAGAUGAUACUUAUACUGUCCAGCAGGCGAUCAAUGCCUUUGGGUUUGGCUGGUUUCACGUCAAGUUAUCCCUCUUGGUGGGACUUUGCUGGAUGUCCGACUCCAUGGAAAUGGCCAUCUUGAGUAUUCUAGGGCCAGCAUUGUUUUGUGAGUGGAAUGUCACAAAAUUCCAGCAGGCUUCAGUCACCACAAUAGUGUUUUUGGGCAUGAUGCUCAGUUCCAGUUUUUGGACGCAACUAAGUAACAGAUAUGGUCGCAAAUCCGCCCUUACUUUGUUUGGAGUAUUGCUAGUUUUAUAUAGUAUUCUUAGCUCAGUGGCUCCCAGUUAUGCCUGGCUUUUGACCCUGAGGGGCUUAGUGGGUUUUGCAAUAGGCUGUGUUCCUCAAUCUGUGACUCUUUAUGCGGAGUUUCUGCCAACCAAACAUAAAGGAAAGUGCGUGGUCCUAAUGGAUUGUUUCUGGGCUCUGGGAGCCUGUUUCGAGGUUGUUUUGGCCCUGGUUGUGUAUCCAUAUUAUGGUUGGCGUGGACUUCUGGGACUCUCAGCCACGCCCUUAUUGAUAUUCACUCUUCUUUCCCCGUGGCUCAGCGAAUCUGCUCGUUAUUACUCCUACAAUGGUAAUCACGAUAAGGCUAUUAAAGUACUCGAACAGAUUGCCCAUAAUAAUAAGAGGCAUAUGCUCAUUGGUCGCUUGAUUUCUGACGAAGAACCUAGCUCUACAGAGAGUUUCCGGUCACUUUUAAGUCCAAACUUGUACAGAACCACUCUUCUAUUGUGGUUUAUAUGGCUCGCUUCGGCUUUUUGCUAUUACGGAUUGGUUCUGGUAACCACGGAACUCCUGGUGGCCAGAAAUAAGGAGAAUAAUCCUAACGAGUGCGUUACCUUCAUGACAUCGGACUUUAUGGACUUGCUGUGGAUCACAUUAUCGGAGUUUCCGGGCAUAUUGAUUACCAUCAAGGUCAUAAAGCUAUUUGGCAAAAAGAAAACCAUAGUCCUGCAGUACUUGGCUCUGGUUUUAUGUACAUUAGUGUUGAUGUCUGUUACCAGUCGCUUUGCAACAUCCCUUACUCUUUUCAUUGCUCGAGGAACCAUAUCGGGAAUAUUUCAAGCUAUUUAUGUGUACACCCCAGAAAUAUAUCCAGCUGGCUUGAGAUCGGUUGGAGUUUCCGGUUGCUCCGUUCUGGCCAGACUCGGGGCCAUGUUGACACCCUUUGUGGCUCAAGUUUUGAUGGAUACUUCCAAAAUUCAGGCUAUAUCCACAUACGCCCUGGUGGGCCUUUUCGCAUCGAUCGCUUGCAUUUUCCUUCCCCGGGAAAAUGUUGGUUAUCAUUAGGUGUUUUUAGGCUAAUCGAUUUACAUUAUUUAUUUAUUACAUUAUUUAUCCUUUAGAUUUAUCCUGUUGUCUGCAUGUUGAAACAUAACUGUUUUCGAAACAGUUUUUGAAAUAUUUGAAUAAGAUUGCCUAUUUUUAGGCUUGUAUUACUUGGAAAAUCAUUAUGCUGUAGCACUUGUUUUGAUUGCUGGUGGGCUACUUGGGCAAACUAAAAUAAAACAUUUGUUUCACAGUAUUUUCAAAUAGUAAUGAAGCUUCGAAGCUGAAAAGCUUUGGGUCUAUCUGUGAGAACAAUGAGUUUUCUGAAAUUAUUCUCUAAAAACUAGUAAAUAUUAUAUUGUUAUCACUCUAUUAGUAAAAUAAGCUAUACCUUAAAAUCUUGUUAAAAAUACUAUUUAUUAUUCCCCUAGUUUCGGUACUUAAGCACAUAACUUUGAGUAAACCCCCUUGAUCCGCACUUUCUAUGGCAAAGUGCCACCCCCAUAUCUGCAUAUGAGUGUCACUUUGUGGCAUCAUUUAUGAUUCAAAUGACAGGAGGAAAUGCACUUGCGAAUUAAUUAUAAAAGUCAUUAUUUCAGAACAUAAACAUAACGUAUAUGUAUGUAUAAAUAAACCUCUGGCAAAUAUAUUUAUAAU